Messenger RNA from Prunus dulcis (almond), 663 nucleotides. RefSeq names its product auxin-responsive protein SAUR50. Gene Ontology annotation, biological process: response to auxin. The transcript has a single exon. NCBI's taxonomy places the organism in Eukaryota, Viridiplantae, Streptophyta, Magnoliopsida, Rosales, Rosaceae. The record is from RefSeq and is a predicted model, not a curated record. The coding region runs from base 80 to 502 and encodes 140 amino acids.
UCCACGGAAAAUCACCAUCACCCAUCAAAAUAAACAAAGCAAGCAAGCUCUUGAGUCCAAGUCCUCAACACACAAUAAUAUGUCUACACUGAAAAUCCGAUCAAAGAAACCAGACGACAUUCGAGGUCUCGUGACGCUGAGGCUGCUCAUUCGGAAGCUUGUGCAGAAGGGUCUCUCCAUUUUAUCAGCCAGAGGCCUUCAUCACCACAAUGAUUUUGAUGAAGCCACAGUGGUGCCAGAAGAUGUUAAAGAAGGGCAUUUUGCUGUUUUUGCAGUGAAGGGCAAGGAGGCAGAGAGGUUUGUGGUGAAAUUAGAGUCCUUGAAAAACCCUGAGUUUUUGAGGUUGCUAGAAGAAGCUGAGGAAGAAUAUGGAUUUGAACAGAAGGGGGCUCUUGCUGUUCCUUGCAGGCCAGAGGAGUUGCAUAAGAUUUUAGAAAACAGGAGGGAGAAGAAUAGCAGUGAUAAUAAUAAUAUUAAUCUUAGAGUUAUACAAGGAUGCUAGCUAAGCUAGCUACCCGAAUGAGCCCAUUUUCAUGUAUGAUUUAUUAGCCAUGUAAAUUUCUCUGUCUAAUUAUUUCCUCUGUUAUAUGUGCUCUUUUUGCACUGGAUGUAGUCAGAUUUCUGCAUGGAAAGAAUAUAAGAAAAAUUCAUUCUUGUAUCUUA